This is a messenger RNA of Cyprinus carpio (common carp), 3260 nucleotides long. RefSeq names its product histone-lysine N-methyltransferase SUV39H1-like. The record is from RefSeq and is a predicted model, not a curated record. NCBI's taxonomy places the organism in Eukaryota, Metazoa, Chordata, Actinopteri, Cypriniformes, Cyprinidae. Gene Ontology annotation, molecular function: zinc ion binding; histone H3K9 methyltransferase activity; protein binding. Gene Ontology annotation, cellular component: nucleus.
AUUCAUACACGAACCCCACUUGGUUCAAACGUCAUCGAGUGUUAUUUCUCUAUUGGUUGGCCAAACCGUCACUCAACUGCGCUGCGUCCAAUCACAGAGCGGCCUUUCAAUACUAAAAUUUUGGCGCUGGUCGGAAGAUGGCGGAAAAUUUGAAAGCUCAAGUUUGUAGGGUAGCAUGCAUCGCUACUGAAGACCAGUUGGAGGUGAUCUGUCGAGAGCAGGGGGUGACGUGUGAAGAGCUGGGCAUCAACAAACACAACCUGUGCAAUUAUGAGGUGGAAUAUCUCUGUGACUACAAAAGGAAAGUUAUCACCGAUGGGAAGAGACAAACAAUACAGGAGUUAUACUUGGUGAAAUGGAAGGGGUACCCUGAAUCCAGCAACACAUGGGAACCACGGAGGAACCUGAAGUGCAUAGAUCUUCUCAACCAGUUCUGGGAGGACCUGAAUGCAGAGAUGCAGAGACAGAAGAAACGUGCUGCCCCUCGUCGCCUAGACCCUGCCACAGUCUCACAGCUCAUCCAGCGGGCGAAACUCAGACAGACCCUUAAACAGUGGGAGACACACCUCAACAGCCUGGGCACCCACAAGGGCCACAUCUACGUCCGGAACCAGGUCGACCUGGAAGGCCCGCCUAAGAACUUCACUUACAUAAACGACUAUAAAGUCGGUGAUGGGAUCAUGCUGAACGAGGUAUCCGUGGGCUGCGAAUGUACAGACUGCCUGGGCAACCCUGUGGAGGGAUGCUGUGCCGGAGUGUCUCAGCACAAGUUUGCUUACAAUGAGUUAGGCCAGGUCCGCAUUCGGCCCGGGCUGCCCAUUUACGAAUGCAACAAGCGGUGCCGUUGCGGGAUCGACUGCCCCAACAGAGUGGUGCAGAGGGGAAUUCAGUAUUCCCUCUGCAUUUUUAGGACAGACAAUGGAAGGGGAUGGGGGGUAAAGACCAUGGAGCGCAUUCGGAAGAACACUUUCGUUAUGGAGUACGUCGGGGAGAUCAUUACAACAGAAGAAGCAGAUUGCAGAGGUCACAUAUACGAUAAAGAAGGCGCCACCUAUCUUUUUGACCUGGAUUAUGUUGACGACGAGUACACCGUGGAUGCUGCUCACUAUGGAAACAUCUCUCACUUUGUUAAUCACAGUUGUGACCCCAACCUUCAGGUAUAUAAUGUGUUUAUUAAUAACCUGGAUGAGCGGCUGCCACGGAUAGCGUUCUUUGCUACUCGUGGGAUAAAGGCAGGAGAGGAGCUCACAUUUGACUACAAAAUGAAAAUUGAUCCAGUUGAUGCCGAGAGCACGAAGAUGGAUUCUAAUUUUAGUCUGACGGGACUCCCAGGCUCCCCUAAGAAGCGCAUGCGCGUAGAGUGCAGAUGCGGGGUACCAACAUGUCGAAAGUACCUCUUUUAGAGGAAGUCCAUGCAAAAUAGGAACUGAAAGAAGAUCAUGUGAUCCAGUGAAUUUUGAAAGUAUCUGUGGUUUAGAAACUGCUUUGGGUGGUGUUUGGAAAUACUUCAUUGAAUUUUAAAUAUAUAUUUAAGAUUUUUUUUUUAUUUCCCCAAGAUUAACCUCAGCUUUUUCCUUAGUAUUGUUGUUUUCCGAGCUUAAAUAGUGUAUAAAAUGUGGCAUUAAUUUUUUUUCGAUUUGUGCAUUAGCAAAGAUGUUUGUAAAGUUAAAAAAAAAAAAAAAAAAAACUUCAGUCCUUGUUUUAAACCCAUAUUUUAAUAUCAAAAGCUUUGACACCAUGGAAUCCUUAAAGUAAAAUUUUGUAAUUUUUUAAACAUUGAAAUGUUCAUAUGCUUUAUCUGUUUGAAUAGGAGGGAAUAGCCUUUUACUUUUUCCAACAAACUUUUGUAGUUUUUCUCGCCCCGUUUUUAGCAAGUAUCUUUAGGCCAGUGCAAAAGUAUGAAAAAUCAACAUGUCCUUCGUUCUAUUUUUUUCUUGAAAUGAACUUUCCACCAGGGGGCAAAAUUGUUCUAUUAAUGCACAGAAGGGGAAGUUUGUUAGACUGAAGUAGGUGGACCUACAUGAAAUGUUGCUUUUAACGCAUGCAAAAUGUUAUCAUUCUGUGUUUUAUGUGUACAUAGUCUAACACAUGACAAAAUAUAUUCAUACUGUCAAACUGAUCUUUCAGUGACUGUGUUUGAGCGCUGGACUUGACAGAUCAAUAAAUGAGAGCAAGUGCAUAUGUUUGGUUAUAAUUUCACAGAUCUGACUACUAUUCAGGGCUGUUUCCCCCAAAAGCACAGUUGGCCUAUUGUUGAUAGUGGUUCAUACAAUCUGCUAUGAUUUUGGGAAUCAUAGCUCAGGUGGUUUUCAGAACUGGACAGUGAAGCUGGAAUGCUUGCUGUAGAUGAAUGCAAGAUGGUAUAUAAAUUCUGGAUUAACCAAAGCUCAGGAACAUUUUGUUUAAAUUAAAUCAGUUCACAGAAUUAUACAACUAUUGUUCAACCAAAUCUGUGCAUAUGUAAAUAUAUAAAAAAAAAAAAAAAAUCAAGUUGCCUAGUCAGACCUCAUGUUGAUCACACAUCCAUGCAUGUGCAACUAUGUUCUUGUUUAUUAAAUCAUGAGUUCCACUGCUCUGUUCAAUGCCAAAGUUUAAUUCAUUUCAGUUUGGGUAAUUUCGAAUUCUUAUUGACAUUAACAGCAAGCUUGAUCAUCUUUAUGUGAAGAGUUGUACAUAAAAAAAGCUGUGAAAUAAACAGAUUGGUUUUUAUCGGUAAUAAACUUUUAUUUCUACUUUGACACUGACAUGAUAAAAUACAUGUGAAUAUUUCAUUAUUGAGAAGGAACAGUUCCAUCCUCUGCCUUCAAUGGUGUUUAGUCACCCAGUAACCUGAUGCUGUGACUUCAGUGCAAUGCGUGAACUUUUUGGGGUAUAAGAGGCUUGGGGCACACCGCAAAAUGCCAUACACUUGUCUGCUAACUGACAAGAACAGUUAGCAACACCAAGUGUUUCAGUUAACCCUUUAGGAAGUGGAGGGAUGUAAAAUACCAUACUCUUCCAAGAUUAACAUGUUAACUUAUUUAAAGCUUAUAGACAGCAUGUGUCUGUAACUGAAGUCACAGAUAACAUCAAACACACAUUCACAGUGAAAUUAAAUGAACAAACAUUCAAACUCAAAUGUCAUAAAACAUUUCAUACCUUGAUAAAUGCUCUGCUUAGUUCAAAGUUGCCUACACAGACUAACUCCUCAUUGUGGUAUAAGCAAAACCUCAGAUUUAACUAAACAACUUAAACUCUAUUAAAAUUCUGCUCUGAAAUCA